Molecule: messenger RNA, 1806 nt
Organism: Penicillium olsonii
Lineage: Eukaryota; Fungi; Ascomycota; Eurotiomycetes; Eurotiales; Aspergillaceae
Source: the annotation of a GenBank genome assembly
AUGUUGGGCCACUCUUCAUCCAACCCCUCUAAGCAGGGGGCCCAAUUCACCUCCGGUAGAGUUGAUACAAUGACCGAAAAAGACUCGGAAAGGCCUGAAGGCCAACCCUCAAGCGAGAAGGUAGUUUUGGGAAGUGAAGACCAAACUAUCAUUGGUGAGGCUGCUGGUGUGCAAAAGGCCGAAGCUGUGGUGUUGGCCUGGAGUAGGAACGCUGUCUGGGGAAUCUACGCCUGGUAUGAAACCACCACGAAGCCAAUGAUUUGGGUCUGCUUCUUCAUGUUGGCAUUUCAUUCGUCGAUCGGCCUCAACGUUAUCGUCAAUGCCUAUGCCAACUUUAGCAGCGCCCCUGAAGUCUCAACCGCCGCAAUUCUAGCCACGGUCGUAGGUGGAGUUGUGAAGCUCCCCAUCGCCAAAAUACUGAACAUUUGGGGUCGAGCCGAAGCCCUGACCAUCUUCACAUGCUUGUUCCUGCUGGGAAUCAUUGUCCUGGCAUCAUGCAAUGGUCCUAAUGGAUUUGCCGCGGGAUACACAAUGUAUUGGGUUGGCUACAAUGCCAUUUACCUGAUUCUUGAUGUGUUCAUUGCCGAUACCUCCGGCCUGAGAAACCGUGCCUUUGCGUUCGCUUUUUCAAGCACACCUUUCAUUUGCACGGCUUUCACUGGUCCUCUGGCUGCCCAAUCUUUCUUAAGUAUGACAACCUGGCGAUGGGCAUAUGGAGCAUUCGCUAUCAUUUUCCCCUUUACCCUCUUGCCUCUCGCUGUGGUCUUCAAAUUCUAUGAGCAGAAGGCACAAAAGAUGGGUCUCUACAAGAGACCUGUCUCUGACCGAACCUGGUCUCAGUCAAUUGUCCACUACAUUCAUGAGUUUGACAUCAUCGGCGCCGCCCUAUUGAUGGCCGCCUUUAUCUUGCUACUAUUGCCCUUCAGUCUGGCAACCUACGGACGAGCCCAAUACAAAUCCCCCACCUUCAUCGCAAUGCUGGUGAUCGGAUUCUGCCUGUUGUUUGUAUUUUUCGCAUGGGAGAAAUUCUUUGCUCGCAAACAAUUCAUCCAGUACAAUCUGCUCAAGCGACGCACUGUCCUCGGAGCUUGCGUGUUGUCCGCCGUGCUCAACCUCGGCUACGCAGCUUGGGAUCUAUAUUUCCUGAACUUCGUCAUGGUUGUAUAUGACCUCAGCGUUUCCGAUGCGGGAUAUAUGAACCAGAUUUACAACAUUGGAUCCUGUUUCUGCGCACCCCUGUUCGGUCUCUACAUCAGGCAGACAAAGCACUUCAAAUGGGCCUGCCUUUUCUUCGCUCUCCCCUUGAUGAUUCUCGGGUCCGGACUGAUGAUUCAUUUCCGCGGCUCGGAUGACGGUCUUGGGUACAUUGUCAUGUGUCAAAUCUUCAUCGCCUUUGCUGGUGGUAUGUUGGUGAUUGGACAAGACAUGGCAGUCAUGGCCGAAGCAGACCACGACGGAGUGCCAAUGAUGCUUUCCAUCCUUGGCCUCUUUGCCAGUCUUGGCGGUGCCGCUGGAAACACAGUCGCUUCUGCAAUCUAUGCCAACGUGUUUCCUAGUACUCUUGUGUCAAACCUUCCCGCGGAAGCACAAGCCGACUGGGUGGACAUCUACGUCGGUGGGUAUCUGGUUCAGAUGGGCUACCCUAUGGGAUCGGAGAUCCGAACUGCCGUCAACCUUGCCUGGGGCGAGACUCAGAAGUAUAGCUGCAUUGCAACCACUGCUGUGGUAGCACUGGGUCUGCCCUGCAUUUUCGUUUGGAGAAAUAUCAAUGUCGACAAAAAGCAAGUCCCUGGUACUGUCCUGUAA